Humulus lupulus (European hop) is the source of this 3923-nucleotide messenger RNA. Its product is annotated as TMV resistance protein N-like. The record is from RefSeq and is a predicted model, not a curated record. Gene Ontology annotation, molecular function: ADP binding. Gene Ontology annotation, biological process: signal transduction; defense response. Bases 69 to 3632 code for a protein of 1187 amino acids. The transcript has 6 exons. Lineage: Eukaryota; Viridiplantae; Streptophyta; Magnoliopsida; Rosales; Cannabaceae.
AUCUUCACGAAUCUUGUCCUUCAGUCAGCUGAUAAUAAGAUUUUCUCUGAAGAAGUAUACCAAUCGUCAUGGAGCCACCAAGCAUGGAGGUUGAUGAGGGCCAGCGCUCCAUCCUUGCCUCUCGGAAGAAAUAUGCCGUUUUUAUCAGUUUCAGUGGAGAAGACACCCGCAACGGUUUUACUAGUCAUCUCUGUGCAGCACUCAAGAACGCAGGAAUUGAUUACUUUAUUGAUGAUGACAAACUGGAGCGAGGACAUGAGAUUUCACAAGCACUUUUGGAUGCCAUCGACGACUCAAUAUUUUCUGUAGUUAUAUUAUCAGAAAAUUAUGCAGCCUCGUCGUGGUGCUUGGAUGAGCUGGAGCAUAUCAUUCAAUGUAUGCAGCAGAAGAAGACGCAAAUUGUUCUGCCGGUGUUUUACCAUGUUCACCCUUCGGAUGUGCGCACACAGAAAGGAACUUACGCAGACGCAUUUGCAGAACAUGAACAACGAUACAACGAUUCUAUGAUACGCAGAUGGAAGGCUGCUCUAACCACGGCAGCUAAUCUUUGUGGAUGGCAUUUAUCCAAACUCAAGAAGGAAGCUGAUUUAGUGACUGACAUUCUCAAUCAUAUACGAGGAAAAUUAAAUUCUACAUCUUCAAAGAGUAGUGAUUAUUAUUUAAAACAAGGUUUAGUUGGAAUCGAAAAGUCUGUUGCAGAUCUCAAUAAGUUGCAAUCGAUCGAUAAUGCCCCCAUUUUAGGGAUAUGGGGCAUGGGUGGGGUGGGUAAGACCACCCUUGCUUAUGUCAUGUUCGAAAAAUUUCGUCAUCAAUUUGAGAAUCAUUGCUUUCUUCAAAAUGUUAAAGAAGAACACCAAAAGCAUGGAUCAGAUUUGGUGAGACAAUUUUUUCAAAGACUGUCAAAAGUGAAAAAUAUAGACUUGGAAGAUUUGGGUUCCAUAAAGGAUAGGCUAUAUCAUAAGAAGUUGCUUAUAGUUCUUGAUGAUGUGGAUAACUUGGAUGUCUAUGAUUCUUUGCUUAAAGAUCAUCAUGCUUGGUUGAAUUCUGAAAGUAAAGUUAUCAUAACAAGUAGAGAUCAACAAGUGCUUCGAAAUAUUAUUGGAGAUGAUGAUGAAAAGAUGAUAUAUCGCCUUGACAUACUAAAUGAAAAGGAAGCUCUUGAACUCUUCUAUUUGCAUGCCUUCAAAGGUAAAGUUGUUGAUCAAAACUACAAAGAACUGUCAGAGAAGUUUGUAGAUUAUGCUCAAGGUCUUCCUCUUGCUCUUAAAGUUUUGGGUUCUCAUCUAUUUUCAAAGAAGAGAGAAGUAUGGCGAAGCUUGUUGAGUGAGCUAAAAGAAUAUUCCGAUGAAGCAAUUUUAAAAGUAUUACAAAUAAGUUUCGAUGGACUAAAGAAUAUAGAAAAAAGCAUAUUUCUUGAUAUAGCAUGUUUCUUCAGAGGGAAAAAAGAAAAUUAUGUGAAAGAUGUGUUGGAUGCGUGUUAUGGUAGUUCCUAUGAUGCCGUUAUUGAAGUUCUUGUUGACAAGUGUUUGAUAUCUAAGGAUGAUUAUAAAAAAGGUAUUAUACUUGAAAUGCAUGAUUUGUUGCAAGAAAUGGGUCAGUCGAUUGCUUGUGGGUCAGAUGAUCGUUGUUUGGAAAACUAUAGUAGACUAUGGAAGCGCGAAGAUAUCUCCCACGUCUUGGAAAAUAAUAUAGGCACUUCAAAAAUUAAAGGAAUAUUUAUUGAUGGUUUUGGCAUACGAGGAGAAGGAGAGAUAAACUUGGACCCUUCAGUCUUUAAAAAAAUGUCAAGUCUAAAAUUGCUUCAACUAUCAACCCAGUAUGAUCAGAAUAUUUCAUUUCAGCUUCCUCAUGGUUUAGGCUCUUUUCCUAAAGAGCUUAGAUAUCUACAUUGGUAUUUCUGCCCUUUGGAAUCUUUAGGGUCAAUACUUACACUGCGUAAUCUUGCUCAUCUUAGUAUGCCUCGGAGCCAGCUUGAGAAACUAUGGGAUGGAAUUCAGGAUCUUAAAAACUUGAACUAUGUCAAUCUUCGUUGCUCAAAUAAGUUAACUUGUCUCCCAAAUCUCUCCAGAGCAAAUCUUUGUCACAUGGACCUGCGAUUUUGUGGAAGUUUGGUUGAGCUUCCUCCUUUAAGGUUUCACAACGUUCUUGAUGGCAUACUUUAUCUCAACAAGUGCUUUAAUCUAAGAAUUGUUUCAGAGAUGUUUGGUAAUAUCAAAUUGAUAGAUUUGUCUUGGACGAAAAUAGAAGAAUUACACUCUUCCAUUGGUUCUCUUAAGAAUCUUCAUGAGCUCCGUCUCUCUUAUUGUAAACAUCUCAAGAAGCUUCCCAGCAGUAUUUGUUAUUCUGAAUCAUUGCAACUUCUACAUAUGCGUGAAUGUGUGUCCAUCGACAAGUUUCCAGAGCUUCCAAAUAAUAUAAAAGAUUUAGAUUUGAGUGAAACAUCGAUACGACAAAUCAAUUCAUCAUCCUUUGAGUGCAUGCCUUAUCUUAAGUAUUUAUACAUGACAAGGUGCACAAUGCUUGAAAGCCUCCCAACCACCAUUUGUAAGUUGAAGUCUCUUGAACAACUGUGUUUCAGCAAUUGUUCCCAACUAAAAAGUUUUCCAGAAAUCUCGGAGCCUAUGGAGAAUCUGAAAAAACUUUAUCUAGCUGAAACAUGGAUUGAUGCGGUUCCACAACCCAUUGAGUAUCUACCUGAGCUUAUAACUCUAGAUUUGAGCGGAUGUAAAAAUCUCAAGUCUAUUCCAGUGUCUAACAUUUAUAAUAUGCCCAACAUUUCUAGUGUCUACAUUGAAGAAUAUCAAAGAGAUCAAGAUUGGGUUGUUUUGCCAGAUGUUUGGAUUUCCGAAAUUCUUCAACAAUCUAAGUGUAGAUGUUCUUGUUCGAUUACAAAUCUAAUCUCUAUCCUGAAAUUGUAUGGUCUAUGUGGCUAUUAUAAAUUUUGGAAAGAUUUCACUUGUUGUGAGUGCUUUUUACUCUACACAAUACACAAUAUUCUAGUGAGCAAAGCUCAACAAGAUAAAAUUAUCAAAAUAAAGUCAGGGCUCACAGAAAAGGGUUCAUAUGGACCUAGAGUGAGCUUUUGUUAUCCAGGAAAUAAAAUUCCCCAAUGGUUUGCUUAUAAGUCUAUGGGAUUUGCACUACAUGUAGACUUUGCUCCAUCGACUUGGAAUGGUGAUAAAAGCUUCUUAGCCAUUGUUAUAUGCAUUGUUGUUGAUUUUAACCGGUGCAUUUGGAAUCGCGAUGAGUCGACCAUAGUUUCUGAAAUCCAUUAUUCCCAUAUGGAUGAACCAGACUUAGACUUGUUUCAUCGUUCAUGCCUACAGAUACAAAAACGCACUCAGUACAAUACAGAUCAUGUGUUCAUAUGUUAUCUUACCAGAGAUGACAUUUAUUAUGAGUUACGUAAUGCAGAGAAUGCUUCAUUUAAGUUCUACAUGGAGGACGAAUCAUAUGAUAACUGUGGCGAUAAGAGAAUAAAAGAAUGUGGAAUCCACUUGCUAUAUGGGGAAGAUGCAGAGAAGUUUGAUGCAGAGAAGUCUGAUGCAGAGGAGUUUGAUGAAGAGGGGUCUGAUGCAGAGGAGUUUGAUACUAUACAUGCAGAACCACAUACUAAGAGAACUAAAAUAUAAAACGUGUUUAAGUUACACAUUGUUGGUACUCUUGAAAUGUUGUUUGGUGCACCAGCUUCUUUUGUUUUGGAUGACUGUACUCUUUUUCAUUUCUAGAGAUUUUUCUCAAUUGGGUUUAGCUCUUUAAAGAUUUUAACCAGACAUUGCUAUAAAUACAUUACAAUGGUUUUGUUUUGGCAAAAUUGUGUGUAUUCUUAUUUGUGUUCUACUUUGACUUUGUAUUUUGUUGUAUUUAGACUAUGCUUUAUUUUAUUUUUUUCGUAUAAUAUACAUGAUGGAAUAUUUCUCUUC